AUGGACACCACGAACGAGUCCAUAAACUGGAGGCAGAGAUCAGCCUCCACCGAAUCAUCCACAGAGCCAGAGCGUCCACUCACAACUCACACUCAAACGCAUCCGCAGUCCACGCUAAACUCCGCAUCUGAGCGCGCUUCACUCGCUUCUACGCCAGACUCUCCCUACUCAACAACAGGCUCCUCGCCGAGUGCUUCUUCGCUGCAACCACCGUCUCGCCGCGCACCGAGUUCACCUCCCGCUGCAUCUUCCUCUUCGAAACAUCUCAAGACGCCCUACCCGAUACCUUCCCGCGACGCACGAUACGGACCUCCCGACAAACGUAUCGAAAGUUCGAAAAUGCCUUCUGCACCGGGCUACGGCGACUCAUGGGCGAGGCACGACUCCCAGCAGCACGCGUACCCCAUCACGAACCCGGGUGCUCAGCCUUCUCAACCUACUGCAAUGGGCAGGCGCGCAUCGUACUUUAGCGCGAACGAUGAUGGUCGUCCACGCUCGUCGGGCUCGUCGCUCGCCUCUUCUAGUCUUCGCGGCGCGAUGGGCGACAUGACCAUGUCUGGUCCUCAUCCCGUCGCUUCCGGCUCGUCCUCGCCACCUAGUGAUCCGCCUCAGCAUCGAUCGUCCGGCGCAGCGUACAAUAUGGCAUCCGGAAUGACACCUUGGACUCAGGCCGCGGCAGGCGCUGAGUACGCUGACCAGCAAACGCUAUCAUCAGCUGGUUACGAGCUGGCUACGCAACAAGAUCUGACCUACGCUGGCAUGCACUCCUCGCCUAAUACGUCCCCGCACACGCCGUAUCAUCACCCAGACUAUGUCUCCUAUCACUCAUCGGCGGCUCAUGCUCAACAGCAGAUACCCCUGCAAGCCGCCCAGCACGCACAUGCCACGCCUCAGCUCGUACAGUCAACACCGCCGAUGGCAUAUCAGCAGCAGCAAUACCAGUACGCCUAUUCGCAAUCGCCUCCGCGAUCAGGAUCAAGCAUGGCGGCUCCUACUACGCACUCGGCCUCGCAGAUCUCAACAUCACCGCUACAGUCCUCGCGGCCGCAUACACAAUCGAAUCCUUCCAGCGAAGAGAUGCGCGCCCUGCGCAUGCGUAUGCGCGAACUUGAGAUGGCGAACGAGGCCGCGCAGAGAAGGAUCCGCGAGCUAGAGGCGCAACUUGCAAACGCAAAUACGGCCUCGCAGUCUUCCUCCGCGGCGUCCGGUUCCUCGCGUGCUUCAGCGCGCGCUCAAUCUCGCGUCCCGCCAGGUGCGGGUCGGGAUACUGAGAUGGCCGUCGCGUCGACCUCGGCAGGACCGAUCGGUUCGACCGGAGAUUUCGCCGCGUCUUGGAAGGCGCGGUACGACGCGCGUGUUAAACUCUUCUGCUCACUCAAUCGUGCGGGCAACGCGCUGUGCGCUUGGCACGACUCGCGACGCGAACGGCGCGCGUAUCCACCGCGCAUGGCACCGCCGGGCACACUGAACUGCGGGUGCACCUUCGACGAGGCGCUCUUUGAGGAGAGCUUGGCGCGGCACGGAGUGGGUAGCUACCAUCCCGGUGAAAAUGUGCGGAUGGAUCCUGCGCUGAGGAACCCUCUGCUGGGCCUGUUAGAAGAGCGAUUCGGGUAUCGCGACGGGGACUUCGAGCGGGACAGCCAAUCGGGUGAAUGGGUCGAGGGCGAGGGGCAUGAAGUUUGGGAGACCAAGGCCGCGGCUGGUCAGGCCGCGGCGCGCAAGCGCUGA
Messenger RNA from Peniophora sp. CBMAI 1063, 1728 nucleotides. NCBI's taxonomy places the organism in Eukaryota, Fungi, Basidiomycota, Agaricomycetes, Russulales, Peniophoraceae. The record is from the annotation of a GenBank genome assembly.